AUGGAUCCAGUUCUGGUGAUAGGAGGAUGUGGCGGGUUGGGCCAUACCAUCGUUAAACAGCUGCUGGAAAAAGGAGACGCAUCAAACGUGACGGUGUUUGACAUUGAGAUGAAGAGAAACGUCUUGGAUGGGGCCAGGUACAUCAAGGGAAGCAUAGGCAGCAAGGAAGACAUCCAGAGAGCCUUGCAACAGGUCAAGCCUCGUACCAUCUUCCACUCAGCCUCGCCUCUGCUCAUGCAGCAGAAGAAUACCCAGCGUCUCUACGAGAAGAUAAACGUCGAGGGCAACCGAUAUCUACUAGAUGCCAUCCAGGAGGUGCAGUCCGUUAGAGCUUUGGUCUACACAUCCAGCUCCUCCGUUAUCCACAAUGGCUUUUCCGACAUCAUAGAGGCCACCGAAGACCUACCCAGAGUCUUUUAUCCAGAACAGCCAGAGUACUACUCGCACACCAAAGCACUGGCGGAGGAGAUGGUAGUUGCAGCCAACAGAACUAAUGGUUUGCUGACGGUAAUCCUGCGAGGUACAACUCUUUUCGGCGAAGGGGACACUAUGACAAUUCCUCGCAUGGUCGAUAACGCAAAGACCGGCCGGAACAAGGUUAGAGUCGGCGACGGGAAGAACCUGUUUGAUUUUACGUAUCUGGGCAACUGUGCCUACGCCCAUGUUCUAGCCGCCAAGGCACUGGUCGAGAUUGAUCCGGCUGCGCCGCCACCACCGGCCGACAAGCGGGUUGACGGGGAGGUCUUUGUGGUGACCAACGACGAGCAUAUAUCAUUCUGGGAGUUUGUCUAUGCCGUGGGUGACGCAGCUGGCUAUCCCACAAAACGAGAGGAGAUCUGGCAGGUCCCAGCUGCCCUCUUCUUUGCCGUUGUCGUCGUGGUCGAGUGGGCUGUCUGGGCCAUCAGCCUAGGUAGGAGAGAGUCGAGUCUCAACCGCAAGAUGGUUCGCUACCUGUCCAUGACGCGAACAUUCGACAUUUCGAAGAUCAAGACCCGGCUGGGCUAUCGUCCGCUGGUGGGCAUGCAGGAGGCCAUGAAGCGGAGUGUUGAUGCCUACAUGAAGGAGCAGUCCACUCAGUCAUGA
Trichophyton rubrum CBS 118892 is the source of this 1083-nucleotide messenger RNA. RefSeq lists its product as uncharacterized. The record is from RefSeq and is a predicted model, not a curated record. Gene Ontology annotation, biological process: steroid biosynthetic process. Gene Ontology annotation, molecular function: 3-beta-hydroxy-Delta5-steroid dehydrogenase (NAD+) activity. The transcript has a single exon. NCBI's taxonomy places the organism in Eukaryota, Fungi, Ascomycota, Eurotiomycetes, Onygenales, Arthrodermataceae. The coding region runs from base 1 to 1083 and encodes 360 amino acids.